AUGUGUAUCCAGGUGUCUGGUCCUCCAGGGUGCCCACCAGGCGGUCCCAUCCCACCGUCUGGAGGUCUUCUUGGGGCUCGUCCCGGCAUGAUCCCCCUCCAGCGCCCCCCAGUCCACUCUCCUGGUCCGGUCCUCCCCCCACCUCACAUGCAGCGCUUCCCUCCUCCCCACGGUGGCCCACAUGGCCCCCACCCGCCUCGGGGCCCCCCCCACCACAACAUGCCACCCCAGAUGAUGCCCCCCCACAGGGGUCCCCACCCCCCCAUGAUGCACCACGAUGGCCCCCCUCCGCCGCCCGGCGGCCCAGGAGGGUUUGGGAUGGGCAUGCCCCCUUCCCACCCCAUGAGGGGUCCCUUCCCUCCCCACGGGCCCCUCCCUGGGGGGCCCCCACCACCGUUCAUGAGGGGGGGGCCUCGAGGGCCAGAGGGGCCAGAGGAGAUGGAGGGGAGGGGGCCGUUCAGGGGGGAGAGGCCUGGGUUUAGGGACAGAGAUCCAGACAGGGACUGGGAGAGGGAGAGAACCCUCUAA
Molecule: messenger RNA, 528 nt
Organism: Coregonus clupeaformis (lake whitefish)
Lineage: Eukaryota; Metazoa; Chordata; Actinopteri; Salmoniformes; Salmonidae
Product: proline-rich proteoglycan 2-like
Exons: 3
Coding region: 1-528 (175 amino acids)
Source: RefSeq, a predicted model, not a curated record